CCCCGCCCCCCGGUGGCUGGAGGCUCCAGGCUGCUGGUUGCUCGGCUAAUUCAACAUGUGUGCCCUCGCGAAGGCCGGCGCCUGGUCGCUGAACGCUGCGGCGCGAGCGGUCAUUCCCUGCCUUUGGAGAGGAAAAUAUUUCAGCUCCGGGAAAGAGCCGGUAGAAAACAACCCGGUGACUCCGAUGCUGCGGCAUCUUAUGUACAAAAUCAAGUCCACCGGCCCUAUCACUGUGGCCGAGUACAUGAAGGAGGUCUUGACCAACCCUGCCAAGGGAUAUUAUGUGUACCGUGACAUGCUAGGAGAAAAAGGAGAUUUUAUUACUUCGCCUGAAAUAAGUCAGAUCUUUGGGGAGCUGCUAGGGAUAUGGUUUGUUAGUGAAUGGAUGGCCAAUGGAAAAAGUGCAGCUUUCCAGCUGGUAGAACUGGGCCCAGGUCGGGGUACCCUCGCAGAAGAUAUUCUGAGGGUGUUUAGCCAGCUUGGAUCUGUGCUGAAAAACUGUGAGAUUUCGAUACAUCUAGUAGAGGUGAGCCAAAAAUUAAGUGAGAUUCAAGCGUUAACUCUGACUGAAGAGAAGGUUCCCUUAGAGCGAAGUGCUGGAUCCCCAGUAUAUAUGAAAGGUGUUACUAAGUCUGGGAUUCCAAUUUCCUGGUACCGAGAUCUGCAGGAUGUUCCAAAAGGAUACAGCUUUUAUCUUGCACAUGAAUUUUUUGACGUUCUUCCUAUCCACAAGUUUCAGAAAACCCCACAAGGAUGGCGAGAAGUAUUGAUUGACAUUGAUCCACAAGGCUCUGAUAAACUGAGGUUCGUUUUGGCGCCUUGUGCCACCCCAGCACAGGCCUUCAUACAACAUGAUGAAACAAGGGAUCACGUGGAAGUGUGUCCUGAUGCUGGUGUUAUUAUCCAGGAGCUUUCUCAGCGCAUUGAGCUGAUGGGAGGGGCCGCACUGAUUGCUGAUUAUGGUCACGAUGGGACUAAGACAGACACCUUCAGAGGGUUUUGUGGCCACAAGCUUCAUGAUGUCUUAAUUGCCCCAGGAACAGCAGACCUAACCGCUGACGUGGACUUCAGUUAUUUGCGCAGAAUGGUACAGGGGAGCGUGGCUUCUCUGGGCCCAGUAACACAACAAAUGUUUUUAAAAAAUAUGGGCAUUGAUGUCCGGCUAAAGGUUCUUUUAGAUAAAUCAGCCGAGCCAUCAUUGAGACAGCAGUUACUUCAGGGGUAUGAUAUGUUAAUGAACCCCAAAAAGAUGGGAGAAAGAUUUAACUUUUUUGCCUUGCUGCCUCAUCAGAGACUUUGUGGUAGAAGCCAACAGAUAAAUGCACAGAAGUCAAAACCUUCUCCAUCACCUGUAGCUGGAUUUAGUGAACUUGCUUGGCAGUGAUAUUUCAACUUUGGACUUUUUGUCCCCAAGUCUGUCUAAGAAACCAAAAUAAAGGGAAUUAAUUUCAUAUAUCACAGGUAAAAUAAGUAUUUUAUCUCUUCAUAGUCAAUAAAAAUGGCCCAUUUUAUAUACAGUA
Molecule: messenger RNA, 1520 nt
Organism: Phyllostomus hastatus (greater spear-nosed bat)
Lineage: Eukaryota; Metazoa; Chordata; Mammalia; Chiroptera; Phyllostomidae
Gene: NDUFAF7
Product: NADH:ubiquinone oxidoreductase complex assembly factor 7
Exons: 10
Coding region: 56-1384 (442 amino acids)
Biological process (GO): mitochondrial respiratory chain complex I assembly
Cellular component (GO): mitochondrion
Molecular function (GO): protein-arginine omega-N symmetric methyltransferase activity
Source: RefSeq, a predicted model, not a curated record